Molecule: messenger RNA, 999 nt
Organism: Capronia epimyces CBS 606.96
Lineage: Eukaryota; Fungi; Ascomycota; Eurotiomycetes; Chaetothyriales; Herpotrichiellaceae
Exons: 1
Coding region: 1-999 (332 amino acids)
Source: RefSeq, a predicted model, not a curated record
AUGGUGGCUAUAAUUCGCGUCAGCGAGCAUUCCAAGUCCUUUUUGCGUGCAUGGACACCUGCUAUUCUGCGACCCGAUUACUGCUGGCCGCGACCGAUCCAGGCCAAACUAUCCACAACAACACCUCCAACUCCGCCGGUGACUCGUCCGGCGAUCCGACGGUUCUGGGGGCUCGUGCAUCGCCUGUUAGCCUGGUUUUCGAGGAUGUAUGUCGUUUGGUUCGACGAAAAACCCGGGUUCUGGGGAUAUCAGGAUCACAUCUAUCAUCUCCCGUUUGGGCUGUUGCUAAAAUGGUCAGAGCAUGCCAGUAUAGAAGAGGCGGUUGCUACACAGAUGGUGCGCGCCGCAGGAAUGCCGGCCCCGAAGGUGUUGUGUUACGGGGAACACCCGAACAAUAAUUCGCGGUUUUCGAUCUUGAUGACCCGGCUUCCAGGACACGACCUCCAAAAUCACAGAGAACCAUUCAAUCCGGACGAGGAGGGGCCCUGGAUGGACGAAUUAAAGAGGUGUCUUGACGCGAUGCGCAGCUGGAAGAGUCCCUUUGGCGACUCCCGCAUCUGUUCCCCGAUAGGCACCGCCAUCCGGACCAUCCGUGUCCCCAGACACGUCAUGGGUCCUUUCGAAACUGAGGCCGAGCUUCAUGACUAUCUCCUGAGCGCUUCUUCAGAUCAUACACACAACUCCCGUGCAGAGUACGAGGCGGACCAGGCCUUGGCGAGAAAAAUAUACGAUAUGCCUCACCGCGUUGUGUUUACUCAGGGCGAUUUCAAGGCUCACAACAUUCGCAUCAGCGAGGAUGCCCACCUAACAGGCUUCAUAGACUGGGAAAGUGCUGGCUGGUGUCCAGAGUACUGGGAAUUUACGACCUCGAUGAGGUGGGGGUUUGGUACUUGGUGGUACCAAGUUACGAAUUUCUUGGGGGGACACCAAUAUUUGGAGGAGCUAAAGUGCGACAAGGCCUUGAAUAGUCUGACAGUUGACUCCUAUGCUUUUGACUGA